This is a messenger RNA of Debaryomyces fabryi, 897 nucleotides long. Its product is annotated as Elongator subunit. Gene Ontology annotation, biological process: tRNA wobble uridine modification. Lineage: Eukaryota; Fungi; Ascomycota; Pichiomycetes; Serinales; Debaryomycetaceae. The transcript has a single exon. The coding region runs from base 1 to 897 and encodes 298 amino acids. Gene Ontology annotation, cellular component: nucleus; elongator holoenzyme complex; cytosol. Gene Ontology annotation, molecular function: tRNA binding. The record is from RefSeq and is a predicted model, not a curated record.
AUGUCUAGUCAAAACUCUACCGUCCUAUUAAAUAGGUUGUUUUCUUUAAAGGAAAGUUCCCCCUUUAUACUAGUUUUGGAUUCAUUAAUUCAAUCUUCAUAUAAUGUCCUUAAAGAAUUCGCAUAUAAAAGUUCUAACAACAAAAUCAUAUAUAUUUCAUUUGAAACGUUAAAUAGGCCUUCAUAUGCUAGUUCAUUCAUAGAAUGUUUAGGAAUUAGUGCAGCAGAAGUCAGUGAUAAAAUCAAAUCAGAAGUAUUGGGAGUUGGAGAAACAACAACAAGCAAAUGCUUAGUUAUAGUCGAUUCAUUGAAUUAUAUUGCAAACGAUGAACUAGCCCAUUUUAUAUCCAGCACGAUACUGCCAAAUGUUACAUUGGUUGGUGUUUUCCACACAAAUGUGCCACAACCUCAUAGUAACGUUAUGAACUAUCCAUCUUCUUUAAAUUUGUUGUCGUACAUUGCCAGUUCUAUCUUUGAAAUAGAACCAUUGCAUCAAGAUAAAAUAGACGAAGAAGCACUUGAUAAUAAAAUAAGUAGAUUGCAAUUUCCAAUAAAUUGUUCAUUAAACAGUACCACUUACAAGCUCACACUAACCAACAGAAGAAAAUCAGGUAGAUCGUUAAUUUAUCAAUUUAUUGUGAACUCGGUAACUCACACAUAUGAAGUUUUCAAGGAAUCCAAGGAGGAAGAUAUCGACCCAGAAGAUGAAAGUAUGUUAAAGGGCUUAACAACAUUUAACUUAACUACCAGCUCUAAGCAAAAACUUGCUAGAGAACAAGUUGAGCUUCCAUUUAUGCAAGCACAAGAGGCUUUGGGUUCAUCAGGAGGAGCGAUUGUAUACGAAUUUGAAAAAGACGAUGAUUACGAUGAGGAGGACCCUUAUGAAGAUCCUUUCUAG